Messenger RNA from Adineta steineri, 1014 nucleotides. The record is from the annotation of a GenBank genome assembly. Lineage: Eukaryota; Metazoa; Rotifera; Eurotatoria; Adinetida; Adinetidae.
AUGAUUGAGAUAAAUGAAAAUGAUGAUGAUGAUGAUGAUGAUGAUGAUGAUGAUGAUGAUGAAUAUGAUAGUCGACAAACAGAAAUAAAAAUAAUCGCAGAAAGAUUUCUACUUAAGAAAAAAAUUGGUGGUGGAAGUUUUGGACAGAUUUAUCUUGCACAUGAUUUAGAGGACAAAAUAUCUGUUGCAGUUAAAACUGAACGGAUUCAAGCAAUUGUACCACAAUUACCUGUUGAAAAAAUGGCUUUUGAACGAAUGAAAGAUUUCAUUGGUUUUCCAAAAAUGAUUUUUUAUGGACAAGAAAAACAAUAUUAUGUUUUAGUGAUGGAUUUACUUGGUCCAUCAUUAGAAGAUCUUUUUAAUUUUUGUAAUCGAUCGUUUACAUUACAUACAACUUGUAUGAUAAUCGAUCAAGCUAUUAGUCGAACAAAACAAAUGCAUAAUCAAUCAUUAUUACAUCGUGAUAUUAAACCUGAUAAUUUUUUGAUGGGUAUUGGUCAUUAUUCUCAUAUAUUAUAUUUUGUGGAUUUUGGUCUUACAAAAGAAUAUCGUGAUCUUGUGUCUUAUGUUCAUCAUAAUUUAGUUAAAGGGAAAAAUUUAGCUGGUACAGCACGAUAUGCAUCAUUACAUACUCAUAAUGGUUUAGCAGAAGCUCGUCGAGAUGAUUUAGAAUCAAUUGUCUAUAGUUUAUUAUAUUUUUUGAAAGGUUCUUUACCAUGGCAAGGUAUAAAAGCGAAAACAAAACGACAAAAAUAUGAAAAAAUUGCUGAACUUAAACAAACAAUUCCAUUGAAAGAAUUAUGUUCUGGUAUGCCUUCACAAAUUAUGACUGUCUAUAUCUAUGUUAAAUCUUUAACUUUUGAUGAACAACCUGAUUAUGAUUAUAUUAAACGACAAUUACGUACUAUUAUUAUUGCUAAUAAUCAAAAGUAUGAUUAUCAAUUUGAUUGGCUUAAUAAAGUCAAGCGAUUCAAUCUUAAUAACGAUGAAUCAGUUAUAAAUAUCAAAAUAUAG